Molecule: messenger RNA, 1391 nt
Organism: Rhododendron vialii
Lineage: Eukaryota; Viridiplantae; Streptophyta; Magnoliopsida; Ericales; Ericaceae
Product: putative B3 domain-containing protein At5g58280
Exons: 8
Coding region: 255-1130 (291 amino acids)
Molecular function (GO): DNA binding
Source: RefSeq, a predicted model, not a curated record
CGCUUCCCAAAGCUAGCCCCCCUCUCUCUCUCUCUCUCUCUCUCUCUCUCUCCUGUGCGUGCGUAACGAAAAUGUGUGGGUAUUGAUAAGCAUCAACACAUUCGAGCGAUCGGGACUCCAGCGUUCUCCAUCGGAGACUCCAAAGUUUACAGUAGAACAGUCUUGGUAAAUCCUGCACUCAAAAAACUCAUACUACGUGUUCCAGGGAUGCGUUAGACAACCAGCAGACAUCCUAGAGAAGACUCUUGCAAACGAUGGCAAAGGGAAGUGUGAACAAUUAUGAGGAAGCUCGCAAACAACGAGUUGAAGCAAACAAAAAGCAAUUUGAGGAGUUGGGGAUCUUGAAGAUUUCAAAGAGUCUAUCCGAUCUCAAAAAAUCUGAGCAGAAGCCUACGCAACGUCUUGCCAAGCCUAAAUCAGAAAGUGUCUACAUGAUAGAACCAAGGCGUUCUUCGCGUGCACGCAAUCCAGUUCCUACCUAUCGCGAUGAGGUUGACAUAGGGCUUCCACCUUUACGAAAGAGAUCAAAGCUCAAUUCAUCAUGGGCAAGCUAUCUUGCAAGACCAUUAGAUGAAGUCAAAACUGCAUCUUACGAACAAAGGGCUCAUGCUUUCAAAUCUGCUGAGAAGCUCGAAAGCAAUCUCACAUCCGGAAACCCAUCUUUUGUCAAAUCCAUGGUUCGAUCUCAUGUUUACAGUUGUUUUUGGUUGGGACUUCCUUCUAAAUUUUGCGAAGAUCAUCUUCCAAAAUCAACAAUAGAUAUAGUACUGGAAAACGAGAAGGGUGCAGAAUACGAUGCUGUGUACAUUGGCAAGAGAGUUGGGCUUAGUGGUGGAUGGAGAGCAUUUGCAUUGGAUCAUAAGUUGGAUGAUGGUGAUGCUCUGGUCUUUGAAUUGGUUGAACCCGCACGAUUUAAGAUUUACAUUGUGAGAGCAUCCAACUCCUCAAGUGAAGAUGAAGAAGAUGAUACUGCAGUUGGGGAUUGUGAUGCUAAAAGUACAUCAGAUGGGGCCAAAGACCCUGAUCAGAACGGUAAGGCAGAACCAAAACGUUCCACGAGAUCAAAGAAAGUAGUGAGCUCAAAAACUGCAAGGCAGAAGAAAAAAAAAAUGAAAAAGCAACAAGAAUGAUUUUCAGAAAGCCAGGUUAUUUCGACAGAAAAAUUCUUGAAACUCGACGGGUUCAAAACUUACAUAGCUAGAGGAUAUAUGCAUCGGCAUACUGAUGCAAAUUUUGCGGUAGUAUAUACAGGGUCACCUGAUUAUUGUAGAACCACUGUGUUGAAGAACCUGCAAAUCUAAGUUGUAGUGCUUAUUAGACUGGUUGUCUAUUGCCAUUACUGUUAUUGCUACUAUGAUACUCCCUGUUAUUGCAUUUUGCCAUUACCGUUA